GUAAUAAUCAGGAUUUGACCAAGGCUCACCCCGAUCCAUUUUUACGAUCAAUGUCCCUGUGGAUCCUUAAGGAGUAUCAGGAUUCGUUAAAUACUUUGCUAAUUGGCAAUGCCGGCUCUCAGCAUCCUGCCAAGGACGAGGACUCCAAAGAUUCAAACCAAGCAGAUCCUAAUGUGUUCAACUUUUACACUUAUCUGCGCACCCACCCUUUGUUAAUCAGACACCAUAUGGCAAAUUAUGGACAGAGAAAGGUCUGGCUUCCAACUGGGAAACAGGUUGUUGUUGAGGACUCUAUUACUCCUGCAGAGCGACAAUUAUAUUUCACAACAGCUCAUGGUCAUUUUAGGGCUGGAUGCCCAGCUUUGGCCUUGGAAGUGUUAUCAAAAUUACCUAUGAUUGUCACUGAUCCGUUUAAAGUCACACCAGUUACUACACCACAGGAGAGGACGUCAGAGGUGCAGAUAAGUUCUGGAAUUUUAUCUUGGGACAGCAAACCUAAUUUGACCGAAGAUAAACCCGAUAAUUUGGACUGGGGUGCCCCCGUUAUCGAUUUUGCCACCAAGACUGACGAUUUGAAAUUGGAUUGGUCAGAUGAAGAAAAAGAGGAUUCCGAUGAUUCAGAAGGUGGUGGUUUAAGCAUGAAAAUUGGUAACAAAGAAGACAACGAAACAAAAGAGGAAGAAAAGGUUAAGGGCGAUAGCGAGCAAGAGGGCGAAGUAGAACAGAUUGACAUAAUGGCUCAGCAAUUGAAGUUCAUAGCUUGUCUAAAAAUUCUUAUGGAAGAACUGUCAACACUUGCAACAGGUUUUGAAGUUGAUGGUAUUAAACCUAAACNCAUUUUUAAACUAUGA
This is a messenger RNA of Agrilus planipennis (emerald ash borer), 851 nucleotides long. RefSeq names its product dmX-like protein 2. The record is from RefSeq and is a predicted model, not a curated record. NCBI's taxonomy places the organism in Eukaryota, Metazoa, Arthropoda, Insecta, Coleoptera, Buprestidae. The annotation marks the transcript as partial. Gene Ontology annotation, cellular component: RAVE complex. Gene Ontology annotation, biological process: vacuolar acidification. The transcript is spliced from 3 exons.